AUGAGAUGCUCAGGCUUUAUUUCUCGGCUGAGUUGGGGUUUCCGUGGGGCCCCGCAAGGCCUUCCGAAAGCCUUGGCACCCCAGCUGUUCGCACAGGCCCGAUGGCUUCGACCGUUUGAGGUCCGUGGUAGCACCGUGCUUCUCCGCUGGGGGCGCCGCAGCGCAGCUCGUGGAUCCAGCCCUGAGGAUGCCUGGGCCACGGCCAAAGACGUCGCCGAGAAAACGCGACACGCUGCACUGGCAGAGGAAAUCGACGGCCGCCUGGUCUCCGAGUGGCUCGAAGGUCAGGCCACCGACCUAAAGGACUACGAGGCCUUCUUCCGCGCGACGGAGGCGUCCUCGAAGCCCACGGAGCGAAGUUCAGUGCGAGAGUCUUGGUUGCAGCCGCUUUUGGAGCCGCUUUCUGCUCACGGGCGCAAGGAAGCACUCCGAGCACAGGCCGCAGAGGAGGGCGUUCGCAUCUUCGACAUCAAAGAGGGUGAUAGCGCAUCUGAG
Molecule: messenger RNA, 495 nt
Organism: Symbiodinium sp. CCMP2592
Lineage: Eukaryota; Dinophyceae; Suessiales; Symbiodiniaceae
Source: the annotation of a GenBank genome assembly